AUGCACCUCACAGUGGUCACGCAAUGUCGUGAACCAAGCGACAUCGAGGAUCCGAUCCAGUGGAGCGGAAGCGGGUGCGACUUUGCCGUGCACCGGUUCUUCCAGGAGCACUUGCAUCAGAUCGACGGGCUCCACGUCUGGAGCGAUGAGGGGUCGUUCAACCGGACUCGGAAGCACAGGGGUCGUGAUCAGGUUGGUCCCGUUGGCCACCGCCGCAGAGUACCACGAGCAGGUCGCUCUUUCCAUGCCAGCCGAGGUCACGGUCUUGAGCGGAUGGGUGUUGGUUUCAAUUUUCUGAUCGUUCUCGCAGCCGUCCUGUUCUUACCGAUCGCGCGCCGAGCAUACAUUUUCUGGCAGCACGAGCCGCGACGGCCCGAGGUCUCUCGGCAGUAA
Messenger RNA from Prorocentrum cordatum, 393 nucleotides. NCBI's taxonomy places the organism in Eukaryota, Dinophyceae, Prorocentrales, Prorocentraceae. The record is from the annotation of a GenBank genome assembly.